AUGGCGUUCCUUCCCCAGCGCAGUUUUUCGCUGCUGGGCAGGGACUCCGCCGAGCUUUUCCUCGGGCUGCAGCUGCAGCAGAGACGUUGGUGGACUCGCGCAAGCGGCAUGCGGAGCCCUGUGAAAUGGUCGCGCGACUGGGAAGUUCUGAACCGGAAAGUCUACUUCGCCUUUGAUGAGCGCGAAGUGCGCCGCUCCUUGCUCGACGCCGUCAGCGCCCACCGCAAAAGUGUCUCUAUCUUUUAUCGCCUGAUCAACGUCGUACCCGGCGUCGCCCACACGCUCUCGCUACCGGGGCCGCACACGUUUCUCCUGCCGACUGACGAGGCGUGCCGCGCGCACCUGAGCGCCGCGACCCUCGACGCGCUGAACGCGCGCCUCGCGUUUCUAGAGGACCAGCAGACGCAGCGGCUGGCGAGUUCACGCUCACCACUCGAGGGCGGCGCCCUGACCGCCUCGCGCGGAGGCACUGCGGCCGUGACCGCGGCUCGAGUCGUCAACGUGACUGAGCAGCUUCGCGCCUUGGCCCUCUCCCACGUCAUACCCGGGGAGUGGAGACUGAAGACGCUCAUGCUCGCGUGUGGAGCCGGCGAUCCGCGCGCCCAGAGUAGCUGGUUGCAUCAGGACUCAGUCGGCGAGCUUAUCACCCCCGUCAUGUACGCGUCGCGCCUCGGCGGCUCCGCUUCCCCUCGCGGGCGGAGGCUGACUCGCGGCACCGCAGGCGCAGCGGGGCAAGGGGCUAAAGACGCACUCGACAUCCAAGGGGACGCGGAGGCCGGCAGGCGCCCCCCUGUCGCCCACCCGGUCUUCUCGUUGCCGCCCGCGUUGUCGGCUGAAGAGCCUCUCCGCGUCUGGGUGGAGCCCUCGCGGUACGCAGCGCUGCUCCCCAUCACGACCAGCACCAACUUCGCCGCGCGGGGCGCGAUAGAUGCAGACAGCGAGACGAGUCACGGGACGGACGAGGGCAGGAGCGCCGCGCACGCUGUCGGCGCGCGAAGAUUCGCGCGGGUGGGCGGCGCGCUCAAUCUCUGGAUUGGAGGCGCGCUGGUACUGAAGGGAGACCUGCGGAGCCACAACGGCGUGGUGCACUUGAUCGAUAAGCCGCUGGUGCCGAAGCAGCUCCUGGCGUCAUCGACAUAA
This is a messenger RNA of Besnoitia besnoiti, 1140 nucleotides long. RefSeq lists its product as uncharacterized. Bases 1 to 1140 code for a protein of 379 amino acids. The transcript is spliced from 4 exons. Lineage: Eukaryota; Apicomplexa; Conoidasida; Eucoccidiorida; Sarcocystidae. The record is from RefSeq and is a predicted model, not a curated record.